AGCACUAGCAUAUAUGUAGCAGCUAGCAGUGGCUGGCUAGCAGCGGUUCGAAGUUCGAGGAAACACGUUUAACACAAUUGAACGAGUGUAGUUAUCAAAUCGCUAUUCUUCCCCGUCAUACGUAAAAUGACUGUCCAGUGUACCGUUAAUUGUUCUCUGAGGAUAGAUUAAGCCACAUCCAGCCAGGCAUAGGCACAUUAUAAUGGAUAGCGUGACAGGAAUAAUUUAUGCAAUAUGUCGAGGAUUUAUAGACAGCUUGAAGGGUACCGUUGUUCUUUUCUACAUGGAUAAGCAAAUUAACGAGAAAUUAGUCAGCAGAUCUCCUAGCCGAGCAGAGUUGAGAAAAAGAGACUUAGUUAUGCCGAGUCCCGCCAAGCAUAAGCAACGGGAAUCUAUGGUGUUGAUGAGAACCAUACAAUGCUGCGCAUUGAAUGGCGGAGUGUUUUGGGCUAGUAUACUGAUAUUUGAUUUUGGACUCUUGCCAUUUGUUAAGUACUUACUGACUAUUAUAUUCGGCCAUUCUCCUGGCAUGGGCCUCACCGUAUGGUCAUGGAUCCAGCCAUUUCUAUCCCUUACAUUUGGGACAAUAUGGGUGCUACCACUGUUCUUACUCAGCAGAAUAGUCAACAGUUUGUGGUUUCAGGACAUAGCAGACAGCGCUUACAGAUACAGACAAGGAAGACCAAUGCUUCUAUCAAGUGUAAGUAAAUUAAUAGCUGACACGCUUUUCAGCGUAUUAGUUCAAGCAUUGUUCUUGGGACAAGGAAUGUUGACGUCUAAAGUCCCACUACCGCCAUUGGGGGACAUUCUUGCUCUUGUCCACAUGUGUCUUUUAUACGCUCUCUAUGCCUUUGAAUACAAGUGGUUCAACAUGGGUUGGGAGUUACAUAGACGAUUGACUUUUAUUGAAGGCAAUUGGCCAUACUUUUUAGGCUUUGGCAUGCCAUUAGCAGUACUUACCCAACUGCCCAACUCUUACUUUAUAAGUGGCUGUGUUUUUUCUAUUUUAUUUCCACUGUUCAUUGUAAGUGGAAACGAAGCAGAACCUGUAACUGGAGUAUGUGAUUUUCAGCUAAAAUUAUUUUCGCCAGUAAUUGCAGUUGCAAAUACAUUAUUCAAUAAAACCAUUGGACGGGCCAAUAAGCGAUGAUAAGAGUUUCUCUCAAACAUACCGCCACCCAUCCGCGUAGCAAAGGAAAGAAGGUUUGCGCGCAGGAGAAAGCGAUGUGCGAGGAGACCGCCGCACCGCGAAAAUGGUGGCUUGUGCCCCGGGUUUUCUCCCCAUGGAACGGACAACGAGCCCGUUCUUGCCCGAGCCGACAAGAAACAUGUGAUAGUCGCGAAACAUGCAUAAAUGCAUAGCAGUCUCCCAGAUGCAGACGGAUACCGGCGCGCAGAUCCCCCGGCUCGACAACACUGUCUUAAUCCACUACUUUUCCCCAAUUUAUGCUAAAUGUAAUGGAAUAAGCGGAAUAUGAAUCGAAUCUUUGAAAAAAAACUGGAUUCACUAUUAAACAAAUUAUUAAACAAAUAA
This is a messenger RNA of Temnothorax curvispinosus, 1534 nucleotides long. It is a transcript of the gene tank, whose product is annotated as etoposide-induced protein 2.4 homolog. Gene Ontology annotation, cellular component: endoplasmic reticulum. Lineage: Eukaryota; Metazoa; Arthropoda; Insecta; Hymenoptera; Formicidae. The record is from RefSeq and is a predicted model, not a curated record. Gene Ontology annotation, biological process: macroautophagy. The transcript has 7 exons. The coding region runs from base 203 to 1150 and encodes 315 amino acids.